AUGAAAAAUAUAAAAAUUGAUGGUGCUAUUCAUCUUCUUAAUAAUCAAGAAUUUGAAGAUGAGGAAAUCACAAGUUCUGAAGACGAAAUAAGCGAUAAUGAAUCAGUUAAAUCAUUUGAUGAAAAUGAAUUAGUUACUUUAGAUAAAAUAUUUGAUCAACCUGAUUUUUCGGAUGAAGAAUAUGAAGAAUAUGAUAAUAGUACAAAAUCAUUUAAAUUGGAUGAUAAUGAUCUUUCAAGUUCAGAAUCUGAAAAUGAUUUGGAAUCAGAAUCGGAAUCGGAAUUAGAAUCUAAUUUUGAGGAAGAUGAAGAUGAAGAUGAAGAUGAUGAUAUAUUUAAAAACUCAGAUGAUGAUGAAAAUAAUGAUGAUAAUAACGAAGUAUCUUUAAAACAGACCAUAAAAAAUUUGAAAGCAAGUCAAAACAAGUUUUUGGAAAAAUCAAAAAAAAAACUUGAAAAUAUAAAUACUUCAAAGGCUAAUGAUUUCAAUUUACUGUCAUCUAAUACUUUAUCUAUUUCUGAUAUGUUAUCAGCAAUUGAUUCUAAAACUGCUCUAAAUGAUGCUAUUCUUUUAAAAGACCAAAAGGAUAAACUCACUUCUCAGAAAAAAAACGAUGAUACAAAAACAUUGGAUAUACCAUUACCUUUAAGAAUAAAACAAAGAUUUGAAAGAAAUGCUGCCUUUGAGAUAACAAAAAAUGUAUUAGAUGAAUGGGAAAAGGAUCACCCUGAAGGAUUAGAUUUAUUGAAAAUUAAAAAACAAAAUGAAAUAAAAAUUACUCCUUCUACUUUUGCUCCUGUUAUUAAACCUGCAAAUGAUUUGGAGUCUAAAAUUAAAAACGUAUUAAAGAAAUCGUAUCUUGAAGAUGAUAAAAAGGCUUCUACUUUUGAACAAAUAGCAACCGCUAAAUUAUCUGUAAAUGACUUAAGAAAAAAGCAAAAUCAACUAAGGAUGAUGAGAGAAUUAAUGUUUAGGGAAGAAAUUAAAGCAAGGAGGUUAAAAAAAAUAAAAAGUAAAAAAUUCAGAAAGAUUAGAAAGAAAGACUUAUUAAAAAACAAAAGUUUAGUAGAAGAUCAAGAAAGUGACGAAGAAGAGGAUGAAAAUGACGCUCAUUUAAAGAGGGCUUCUUCAAGAAUGACGUUAAAACAUCAAAACAAUAAGUGGGCUAAAGAAAUGUCAAAAUUUGGAAUGUCAAAAGAUAGAGAAACUCGUAUGGAAAUCGAGGAAGCCGCUAAACGAAACCAAGAAUUAACAAAAAGAAUUCAAAAUCAAAAUAACCGUCAAAGUGAUUCUGAUAGUAAUCUUGAAGAUUCAGAAUCCGAAGAUGAGAAAGAAUUAGAAUCAAAAAGAAAAAAUCUCAGCAAAUCUGGAUUUCUUAAUAUGAAAUUUAUGAAAGAUGCAGAAAAAAAAUUGAAAAUGAAAAAUAAAGAGGACAUACAAAAAUUGCGAGAUUUGGAAAAUGGGUUAGAUAUCAAAGAAUUUGAUGAAGACAAAGUGGAAAAUGUAAAAGUUGCACUAAACAAUGGGAGAAGAAUAUACACUCCUUCAGCAUCCAAUGCUGGUAAGGAGGCUAAGUUACAGAAUCAAAAAAUUAGAGAAGAUGAAGAUAUUGAAAACUCCAAACUAUUGAGUAAUAGACUAUUAAACAAGAUUCAAAACCAAAAUAAAGAUACCAAAUCUAAAAUUAAAGAUACUAAAAACAAAGCCAAAAAAGAUGAAAAUAAAUCUAAUGAUAAUAAUAAUAAUAAUAAUAAUAAUAAUAAUAAUCAUAAUACGGAAAGUAAGAACCAGAAAAAAGUUUCCUUUGAUAAAAAAUCUGAAAAUAAAACCUUGGAAGCACUAUCUAAAAUUGAUAAAUCAGUGGAGUCCAAUCCAUGGCUUGCUGAUUUGGAUAGUAAAAAUACAAAAAGUAAUGUUUUGAAAUCCCAAAAAUUAACCAUUGUAGACAAAAAGUCCACAAAAGCUGCAAAGCAAAAUUAUAAACUUAAAAAGGCUACAGUUAAAAGUACAUCAAAAUCUAAUAAAAAAAGGAAAGAAAACGAAGUGUACAUUGAUGGUAAUGAAACUUUGUAUAUUGAUGAUGUAUAUGGUUCUGGAGAUGAUGAAUCUAAACAAAAAAUUGAAAACAAUAAGUUUAUGUUUAAAGAUAAAAAAUUGAUUGCAGAAGCAUUUGCCAGCGAUGAUGUUAUCAAAGAGUUUAAAAAAGAGAGGCAGCAGUUACUAAAAGAAGAGAGAAGGAAAAAUAAUCCAAAAAGCAGUAAAAUGGCAGUUCCAGGUUGGGGGUCAUGGGCUGGAGGGCCUGAAACUAAAAAACGAAAGAAAAAUAAUAAGCUGAAUCCAAAAUCUGUCAAAGCCUAA
Messenger RNA from Ascoidea rubescens DSM 1968, 2358 nucleotides. RefSeq lists its product as uncharacterized. Bases 1 to 2358 code for a protein of 785 amino acids. The transcript has a single exon. Gene Ontology annotation, cellular component: nucleolus; small-subunit processome. Lineage: Eukaryota; Fungi; Ascomycota; Saccharomycetes; Ascoideales; Ascoideaceae. The record is from RefSeq and is a predicted model, not a curated record. Gene Ontology annotation, biological process: rRNA processing.